This is a messenger RNA of Paramecium sonneborni, 1421 nucleotides long. The record is from the annotation of a GenBank genome assembly. NCBI's taxonomy places the organism in Eukaryota, Ciliophora, Oligohymenophorea, Peniculida, Parameciidae.
CUUAUUUUUGUUUGUUAAUAUGACUCAUUAUAGUAAACAUGGUAAUUAUCUGUAUUAAUUAAACAUAGAUCCUAGUGGUCAAUGGUAAAGAUUGAUUGAAAGAUAACGUAUAUAACAAGAAAUAUAAGAAAAAUAAGAAAAGGAAGAAUAAGAAAAUAGAAAGCGGUUAUAUAGGUAUUAUUAUCUAAAUGAAAAUAGAGAAGAAUUAGAGAGAUUGAUCAAUGAAUAAAAAUAAACAACAAUAUAAAAAACUAAAUAUGAUUCUGAAUUUGCUGGAGCAAUGCAGAAAUUCAUAUAUGAAAGAGAUAAUGUUGAAUAAUUAAAAUUAUAAGAACUCAAAUAAAAAUAAUCUGAAUUUAUAAGAUAUAGUCUCGAAUAAGAAUAAAUUAAAAAAGAAUAAUAAGUAUCACUAUUUUAAAUAUAUCUUAGCGACAAAACUAUUUAUAAGAUAGAUAAUAAUAAUUUUAAAUCGGAUUAAUGAUGGAUUAAGCUGAAAAAAAGGAUCACUUUCUUAAAUUAUAAAAAAAAGAACAAGUACAAAAAGACUUAGCAUAAUCUUAUGCUUAAUAAGAAGAAUAAAAAAAAAUGGAUUAAUAUUUAGCUAGACAAAGAGAAUAAUAAGUACUUCAAGAAUCAUUAUAAAGAAGUUAAAAAGAAGAAGAACAACGAUUAUUAGUAAUUCAAUUCUUUAUUAUAUAGCAAUUAACCAAAAUUAAAUAUGGAUAUCAUUAAAAUGAAAAUGUACUUUAAAAAUAUAAUGAUCUUUAUUUGUAAAAAGAAUAUAAAGAUAAAGAAAUUUAAAGAAAAUUUAUAGAAGAAGCUGCUUCAUAUAAAUAAAGAUAAGAAGAAGAAAAAUAUAUAAUGGAAAGAGUUAAUAAAGAAAAAUUAUAAAGAGAUACUGUUGAUACAAUAUUAAAUUAAAUUCACUCAAAACAGCAAAGUUAUAGAGAAUAAUAAAAUAUCAAAUAUAAAGAUUAAGAAGUCUUACUAGGACUUCAUUAGAAAUUUUAGAUGUAAGAAAAAGAACAAAGUGAAAGGAAAAAUCUGUUAUAGCAAUAAUAUAGAUAAGAUUUAAUCAUGUAAAUAGAAGAAGACAAAAAUAGAAAAUAAUAAGAAGCAUCAAUGAGUAUGGUUGAAUUAAAUAUGAAUAAGAAAAUAUUUGAAGUAUCAUAUAUAUAUAUUAUUAAAAUAUAGGCAGAAGAUGAUCCUUAAUUGGCUGGUAUAGGAGUUGUACCUGGAUUAUCUAAUCAUGUUGAUUAUGAAAAACUUAAAUAAAAGUAAUAUAAUUUCUAAUCUCUUUUAGAGCUUAUGUAGAUGGAACAUUUAAAAAAUCUGCAGAUUAACAAAUAUAAUAUAAGAGAUUAAGAAAUGUUAGUGCAUAUAUUGUUGGUAAUAAUGUUACUUCAAAUUAUGGUUAUUGA